Messenger RNA from Diatraea saccharalis (sugarcane borer), 765 nucleotides. The record is from the annotation of a GenBank genome assembly. NCBI's taxonomy places the organism in Eukaryota, Metazoa, Arthropoda, Insecta, Lepidoptera, Crambidae.
AUGUCUAGUUUUCAGCAAAGUUAUUUGGCUAAGUGGGAACAAAUUCCGGAGUUUUCUUCGUGGCUUUCACGUUAUAAAGAUGACGAGUACGCCGCCUUUUGCAAAGCAUGCAGUGCGAAACUCCAAAGUAGAUUAGCAUCUAUAAAACAACAUGCAAAUAGUGAAAAGCAUAAAUCGAACUUUAAAAAAUAUAAAGGACAGUUAAAGGUUGAUAAAUUUUUUAGAAAGGUACCCCUGAAAGACGAAGUCAAGAAAGCUGAACUCCGUUUUUGCAGUUUUUUUGCAGAACACAACAUCCCUUUUAGAGCUAUGGACCAUCUUAGUGAAAUUCUAGUAAAGUAUUUUCCCGACUCCGAAAUUGCGAAAGAAUUUUCCUGCAAGAGGACCAAAGCAGCCGCUAUAACUUAUAACGUUUUAGGACCCGAAUUUGAAAAAGAUAUGAUUGUAGACAUACUUCGUACUGCAUCUCCGUCAGUUGAUUUAAGUGGUGAGACCGCAGAUCAUUUAUUUAAUGCUUUGUCAUCAAAGUUAUCCGAAUUAGGUUUAGAUAUAAAAGAUGUGUUGGGAUUCGCUGCUGAUACUACGAAUGUGAUGUUUGGUCAACAUUCUGGCAUUGUUGCAAAAAUUAAAGAAUGCGGGCGCGCUCGUGCUGGUUUAGUUACACCCGCAUGCCGCGUCAUCCAUCAUGAUUCCAACGUGAUAGCACCCCCGCACCACCCCGCACCCCCGCCCGCCCCGACACACGGACCAAACCAAUCAUAUUAA